Marmota monax (woodchuck) is the source of this 2077-nucleotide messenger RNA. It is a transcript of the gene Dnase1l2, whose product is annotated as deoxyribonuclease 1 like 2. Lineage: Eukaryota; Metazoa; Chordata; Mammalia; Rodentia; Sciuridae. Gene Ontology annotation, molecular function: DNA nuclease activity. Gene Ontology annotation, cellular component: nucleus. The transcript is spliced from 7 exons. The record is from RefSeq and is a predicted model, not a curated record. The coding region runs from base 965 to 1801 and encodes 278 amino acids. Gene Ontology annotation, biological process: DNA catabolic process.
UUGAUGGGCAGCCUCCUGCCACUCCCUGCCCACUUGUGAUCCCAGCUUCCCCAGGCCUGGGGCAGGGGGAGGAGACAGGUGCUGCUUCCCAGCCUCCUACCUACAGCUGCCUUUGGAAGGCUGAGAGAACCAGGAGCCUCAGGUUGGGCUGAGAAGCCUCAGCUUUUCAUGGAGGUGAAGACAGUACUGACCAGGCAGCAAGAGAGGCUGGGCCAGGAAUGGGACUGGUCUUUACUGUCGUGCUGCCUGUUCCAAGAGGAUGUGGCUCAAGAAGGCAGAUACUGGGUGACCUAGUUUCUGGGAAGGUGGAGACAAGAACAAGCCUGGACCAUGGGUGUGGCUGUCCCUCUACCACAAUCCUGAGACUGCCUUGGGGGGGCUAUCAGGGGCUUUGGGGAUGUUUUGGGACAGACCUGGGCACUAGAACUUGCUCAAUGUGGGUUCUUUCUCUUGCCCUCUGGGGGGUCUCCAUGAGAAUGGGAGUCAGGAGUUGUAGCAUCCACUCCCUGGAGGGGGUGGGGCUCAGUUAUAGCCCAGCCCCUUCCUGAACCAGGGCCUCAAAUAGUAGCCAGUGCCCUGGGGCCAGAGCCAGUUGUCAACCAAGACCGGGCAAGUCUGUCCAGGGCCAGCCACAGGCCCCCAGAAGGAACCUGUAUCCCUCCUUGGACCAGGACCCCUGAGCCUCUGACACUGCCUCUUAUCCACAUCCAGGUAAGUUUUGAGGCUGAGUUGAACUGGGGACUGGGUGGGAAUGGCAUCCUGACUUGGGACCUCAGUUUCUCCAUUCGGUGGGAGACUGGUCAUGGGGCUAAGAACCCAUUCUGAGGAGACCUGGAAAGUGCAAUAGAAUGUGCUUUUGCUCAGGCCAGUGCUGGGUCACAGACCCCUCCUGGACCAUAGCUGGGUGAGGAUUGGUGUUGCUGGCCCAUUCCAUCUGUCCUUUCCAGCCCACCUCCCUGGUGCCAUGGGCAGGCCCCGGGUCCUGCUGGCAAUGCUCUGGGCACUGUGGGCCAUAGGGGCAGCAGCGCUGCGCAUUGGAGCCUUCAACAUCCAGAGCUUUGGUGACAGCAAAGUGUCUGACCCAGCCUGUGGCAGCAUCAUCGCGCAGAUCCUGGCUGGUUACCACAUCAUGCUGGUACAGGAGGUGCGUGACCCGGACCUGAGCGCAGUGUCAGCGCUCAUGGAGCAGAUCAACAGCGUGUCAAAGCAUGAAUACAGCUUCAUGAGCAGCCAGCCUCUGGGUCGGGACCAGUACAAGGAAAUGUACCUGUUCAUCUACAGGAAAGACAAAGUGUCGGUUGUGGACACUUACCAGUACCCGGACCCCGAGGACGCCUUCAGCCGCGAACCUUUCGUGGUCAAGUUCUCGGUCCCCGCCACCGCUGUCAAGGAGCUGGUGUUGAUUCCACUGCACGCUGCGCCACACCAGGCAGUGGCAGAGAUCGACGCCCUUUACGACGUGUACCUGGACCUGAUUGACAAGUGGGGCACCGACGACAUGGUUUUCCUGGGCGAUUUCAAUGCGGACUGCAACUACGUACGGGCACAGGACUGGGCGGCCAUCCGACUGCGCAGCAGUGAGGUCUUCAAGUGGCUCAUCCCGGACAGCGCUGACACCACGGUGGGCAACUCCGACUGUGCCUAUGACCGCAUCGUGGUGUGCGGCGCCCACUUGCGCAGGAGCCUGAAGCCUCAGUCAGCCUCGGUGCAUGACUUCCAGGAAGAGUUUGGCCUGGACCAGGCCCAGGCUCUUGCCAUCAGUGACCAUUUUCCAGUGGAGGUGACCCUCAAGUCCCACUGACAGCCCUGUGGCUAGGCUAGGGCACAUCACCUGCAGACUUGGUAGCACUGUGGAUCAUUUGGGGUAGCAGGAGAAUGAACGCAGGGAAGGGUCAGCUGGGUGUGAAAGGGUGGCACAGUCACAUUACAGUACUACUCAGAGCCUCAGUGUCCCAUCUGUAAGAAGGGCUAACACCACCUACCUCAGAGCGUUGUUGUGAGGAGUACCCUCCAAAGGUGCCUAGCUAGUGCCUGGAACAUGUCUGGGUAAUAAACAAGCCACUGGGCCAGGACCACA